Molecule: messenger RNA, 1671 nt
Organism: Kazachstania africana CBS 2517
Lineage: Eukaryota; Fungi; Ascomycota; Saccharomycetes; Saccharomycetales; Saccharomycetaceae
Gene: PRP40
Product: snoRNA-splicing protein PRP40
Exons: 1
Coding region: 1-1671 (556 amino acids)
Biological process (GO): mRNA cis splicing, via spliceosome
Cellular component (GO): U2-type prespliceosome; U1 snRNP
Molecular function (GO): protein binding; RNA binding
Source: RefSeq, a predicted model, not a curated record
AUGGGCGAUUGGAAGGCGGCUAAGGACCCCAAGGGUAGAAUAUAUUACUAUAAUACCGUUACAAAAAAGUCGACAUGGGAGAAGCCCAAGAAUUUUGCUGAACCAGAUCAGCCAAGUGCUAAUGACUGGAAGACGGGUAAGACUAAAGAUGGGAAGACAUACUAUUAUAACGUUAAGACCAGGGAAUCUAGGUGGACUUUACCCCCUGAAAUGAAACAGGAGGAAAAGGAGGAAGCAAGACCCAACAAAGAUUCAGAAAAAAUCGUGGAAAAUUUGACAUCAUCGAAUGAUAAAUAUAAAAAUGAUUCCAAGAUAUUGAAUGUAGCCUCUUUACCUAAAGAGCAAGCGGAACCGAUUUUCAUGCAGAUGCUAAAGGAUAACCAGGUAGAUUCCACAUGGUCUUUUAAUCGAAUCAUCUCUGAAUUGAGCACUACCGAUGCGAGGUAUUGGUGUGUUGACGACGAUCCGGUGUGGAAACAACAAGUAUUUGAGAAAUAUUUAAGUAAUAGAACAGAGGACCAGUUGCUCAAAGAACAUUCGGAAACAAAUAAAUUCAAACAGGCUUUUGAUAAGUUAUUAGCUUCCAAUGUACAAAGCGGUAAACUGACCGAGUAUACGACAUGGAGUUCGUUCAAGAAAAUUAUCCUAGAUGAACCAAUAUACAAGCAUUCUGUUAUCGAUGAAGGGAUCAAACGCAAGGCGUUUGAAAACUUCACAAAUAAUCUAAGGAAUCAGAGGCAGGCAGAGCGUGAUAAUCUGAAAAAACAAGCUCUUGAAGAAUUUAGAAUUUACUUAAAGAGUAUUCUAUUCAAUGGUGGUAGUGAACUGAAAAUGAUAUCUUGGCAUAAUCUUUUAAAUAAUUAUUUGUUUGAAAAAAAUAAGAGAUUUAUGGCAAAUCCAAAUUUUAAAAUUUUAACACAUGAGGAUACUCUCAUUGAAUAUUUGAAGCUUUUAAGUGAUUUUGAAAACGACAAAUUGAAGAUAAAAUUAUCAGAGUUGAAUGAAAAAAAUUAUACAACCGAUAGAAUAGCUCGUGACAAAUAUAAAAAGUUACUCUCAGGAUUAUCAAUUAAAGCAAAUACCAAAUGGUCAGAAGUUUAUGAUCAAAUCAAAAACGACCCUAUCUUUUUUAAUAUGCUUGGUAGAAAUGGCUCCAAUGCUGUAGAUUUGUUUUUAGAUAUUGUGGAAGAACAAAAAAUUAUUCUCUCUGCAAAGAGAUCUAUUGCACAACAAAUCUUGAUCACAAACAAUUUUGAAUGGUCAAUUGAUAAUGAAUCGGAUGAUGCAAAUAAGAUACGACAAAUCCUACUUAACAACGUGGAGAAAAAUGAGUAUGAAAAGGAAGAUAUCGAAUUGUUAAUUAUUGAACUAGUAAAAGUACGAAAUGCCAAGAAACAAGAACAAGUAGCUCUUGCGAGACAGAAUUUGGAACAGAAAAAAUACUAUUUAACCCAAUCUUUACAAAGAUAUUAUAGAGGACUUAACAGGAAACUGAUUGAAGAUUGGGAAGAAGCCAAGGAGCAACUAAAAGAUGUGAUUUCUGAGUAUAAUGAGCUGGAGGAAGAUGUCUUGAAAGAUACUUAUGCUAAGUUUAUCAGCAAUUUUGAUAAGCAAGGAACCGUUCAGUCGAAGAAAAGACCUUUAGCACCAACUGUAGAACUUGAUUAUUGA